GCAGCACUGAGGACGCCCAGGAGCUCGGAGCCGACAUGCCGGAGACCCCCAGACCCGCCUUUGCCGGCCGGCGAGCUGUGCCCCGCAACACGUCCAACGGGGCCGAGAACGAGCUGCCCACGGAGGAGCUGCAGGGCCUGGCCCCGAGGGGCUUCAACCCGCAAGACUACCUGCACGUGAUGGACGUGCACCUGUUCAAGGAGAGGUGGGACAGCAACAAGGUGGACCACCACACCGACAGGUUCGACUGCGACCAGCUGAUCGUGCGGCGCGGACAGGCCUUCUACGUGCAGGUCGACUUCGACCGGCCCUACGACCCGCGCAGGGACUUCUUCAGGCUCGAGUACGUCAUCGGCCGCUACCCCAUGGAGAACAAGGGCACCUACAUCCCCGUGCCCGUGGUCCGCGAGCUGCAGAAGGACAAGUGGGGCGCCAAGGUGGUGCUGCGGGAGGGCCGGUCCGUGCGCCUGAGCGUCCAGUCCUCGCCCCAGUGCAUCGUGGGCAAGUUCCGCAUGUACGUGGCCGUGUGGACCCCCUACGGCAUCCUUCGGACCCUCCGGAACCCGGCCACCGACACCUACAUCCUCUUCAACCCCUGGUGUGAGGAGGACGCCGUGUUCAUGGACGACGAGAAGGAGAGGGAAGAGUACGUCCUCAACGACAUCGGGGUCAUCUUCUACGGCGAAGCUAGAGACAUCAAGAGCAGGAGCUGGAGCUACGGGCAGUUCGAGGACGGCGUCCUGGACGCGUGCCUGUACCUGAUGGACCGGGCGCAGAUGGACCUGUCGGGCCGGGGGAACCCCAUCAAGGUCAGCCGCGUGGGCUCCGCCAUGGUCAACGCCAAGGACGAUGAAGGUGUGCUGGUGGGGUCGUGGGACAACGUGUAUGCCCACGGGGUGCCGCCCUCGGCCUGGACGGGCAGCGUGGACAUCCUGCUGGAGUACCACAGCUCCCGGAGCCCCGUGCGCUACGGCCAGUGCUGGGUCUUCGCCGGCGUCUUCAACACCUUCCUGCGGUGCCUGGGCAUCCCCGCGAGAGUCGUCACCAACUACUUCUCGGCGCACGACAACAACGCCAACCUGCAGAUGGACAUCUUCCUGGAGGAGGACGGGGCGGUCAGCAACAGGCUCACCAGGGACUCCGUGUGGAACUACCACUGCUGGAACGAGGCCUGGAUGGCGCGGCCGGACCUGCCCGUGGGCUUCGGGGGCUGGCAGGCCGUGGACAGCACCCCCCAGGAGAACAGCGACGGCAUGUACCGCUGCGGGCCGGCCUCCGUGCAGGCCAUCAAGCACGGCCACGUCUGCUUCCAGUUCGACGCCCCGUUCGUCUUCGCAGAGGUCAACAGUGACCUGGUCUACAUCACCGUGAAGAAGGACGGCUCUCACGUGGUGGAAGCUGUCGAUACCACCCACAUCGGGAAGCUGAUUGUGACCAAGCAGCCUGGAGGGGAUGGCGUGAUGGAUAUCACCGACACCUACAAGUUCCCGGAAGGCCAGGAGGAGGAGAGGCUGGCUCUGGAGACAGCCCUCAUGUACGGGGCCAAGAAGGAGCUUCCCACGGAGGGCGUGGUCAAGCCCAAGUCCGACGUGGACAUGGACUUCGAGGUGGAGAACGUGGUGCUGGGCCAGGACUUCAAGGUCACCAUCUCCUUCCAGAACAACAGUGCCAACCGCUACACGCUGUCCGCCUACCUGUCGGGCAACAUCACCUUCUACACGGGCGUCACCAAGACGGAGUUCAAGAAGGAGAGCUUCGAGGUGGCCCUGGAGCCACUGUCCACCAAGAGAGAGGAGGUGGUGGUCCGCGCGGGCGAGUACAUGGGCCAGCUGCUGGAGCAGGCGUCGCUGCACUUCUUCGUCACCGCCCGAGUCAACGAGACCAGGGACGUGCUGGCCAAGCAGAAGUCCACGGUGCUGACCAUCCCCACGCUCACCAUCCAGGUGCGGGGCGCCAGGGUGGCCGGGUCAGACAUGGUGGUGUCCGUGCAGUUCACCAACCCUCUGAAGGAGCCGCUGUGGAACGUCUGGAUCCGCCUGGAGGGGCCCGGCGUGCUCAAGCCCCGGACAAAGUCCUUCCGGGAGGUCCGGCCGGGCGCCACGGUGCAGUGGGAGGAGGUCUGCAGGCCCUGGGUGCCGGGCCCCCGCAAGCUGAUGGCCAGCCUGACCAGCGACUCCCUGCGGCACGUGUACGGGGAGCUGGACCUGCAGAUCCAGAGGCGCCAGUAGGGCCAGCUGGGCCCGGCUCCUGCUUCGCUGCUGCUGCCCUGCCUGCCCCGCCCCGCCCUGCCUUGCCCUGCCCGCUCCGAGCCGCCCAGCUCGGCCCUAACCUCGCUCCAGCCCCUGCCUGAGAGCCACUCACCGCCCCAGCGAGACCCUCUGGAGGGGGGGUCCCGGUCAGAGGAGCAGCCAGGCCCGGGCCGCCCCGAGGGGAACCGCACAGCAGGGCCACGCCCCCCUGCGCCCGCCCGGUGCCCACACAGCAGGGCCGCGCCCCCCUGCCCCGGUGCCCACACAGCAGGGCCGCGCCCCCUGCCCCGGUGCCAGGUCCCCGUGCCACCCUGGGCGGGGCCCAGACCACAGACCACCCAGCAGGGGGAAGCGGGAGGCGUGGGAGAACAGAGCAGGGCCGGAGCACCCUCCUCCUCUCCGCUCCCACGGCCCCCAGACCACGGGCCCGCCCGGACGUGCCCUCGGGACGUGCCCCAGGCCCACCCAGCCCCUCCCGCCCUCCCUGACGGACGUGCCGGACCCCCAGCCCCUCCCGCCCUCGGGCCACACCAGGCGAGAGCUGCCGCUUAGCGCGGCGUGACCUUACUAACCGAGUGUAACCGAAGCAAUAAAGCUGG
This is a messenger RNA of Sorex araneus (European shrew), 2848 nucleotides long. It is a transcript of the gene F13A1, whose product is annotated as coagulation factor XIII A chain. Lineage: Eukaryota; Metazoa; Chordata; Mammalia; Eulipotyphla; Soricidae. The record is from RefSeq and is a predicted model, not a curated record. Gene Ontology annotation, biological process: blood coagulation, fibrin clot formation; peptide cross-linking. The transcript is spliced from 15 exons. Gene Ontology annotation, molecular function: protein-glutamine gamma-glutamyltransferase activity. Bases 36 to 2228 code for a protein of 730 amino acids.